CCGCCGCCGCCGCCAAGCAGCGCGCCCUCCGGCCGGGGAGGAGCAGGAGGAGGAGGAGGAGGAGGGACCCGGCGGCGGCGGCGGCACGUGGUCGGCCCGAGCAAAGGUCUCUCUCGUGGGGCUGCCGGGCGGAGAGCGCGAUCCCCGGCGCCCAGGAAGCGCGAUCCCCGGCGGACGCCCGGCUGGUAGGGGCGCGCUGGCCCCGCACGUGGGAAGCGGGCCGGCGGCGCGACGCGUGUUCUCUCUCCCUGCCCCUCUCUCUCGGCGGAUCCUCUUCGGGGCGCGGGGGGCGGCCAGCAGGGGACUCCGGGUGGGGGGCUGCCCGGGUGGGGGGCUGCCAGGGACCCUCCGAGAUCCUCCCUGCCAUUGAAGAGAUCCAGAAGGGAAGCCGGGCGCCCGCACGACAGCCCCGCGGGGUGGGCUCGCCUGAGAGGUCAGAGCUGAGAGAGGAGGGGAGCCGGCCCCGCAAGAAGGGAGCCCCCCAAUUGCCACCCGCUGGUCUCUGGGCACAGGCUGGGGUGCCCACUGGGGUGCCCGGGGGUGGGCAUGGAACUGUAAUAAUAAUAAUAAUAAUAAUAAUAAUAAUAAUAAUAAUUUUAUUAUUUAUACCCCACCCAUCUGGCUGCAUUUCCCCAGCCACUCUGGGCGGCUUCCAACAAAGAUUUCCCUGAUGCGCCUCUUCCAGUGCAAGUUGUUCCAAGACUUUCUCUUGCUCAGCUGGGGGGGGGGGUCUCCCCUGUCUUCUUUGGGGUCUAAGUCUCUCCUAUUUUUAUCCAGAAAUUCUCUCGCCUGAAAUUCUGAUGUCAGUUUAUAUCUCCUCUUCAAGUAUGUAAAAGAAAGACCCUCAGGGAAUUCCCAUUUAUAUCUAAUGUCGGUUCUCCUUAGAACUGUUGUCAAAAACCGGGAUUAAGAUUAAGAUUAAGAAUAAAAUGGAAGGGACCCCAAGGGGCAUGUGGGGCAGCAGGAGUCCCAGCCUUGCUUAGACCCAUUCUGGCUCGGUUCCAUUCCCCUUCAGAGGGGUGGAGGCAGGGCCAGAUUUACCUAUAAGAUAAGCAAGCUAUAGCUUAGGGCCCCACUCUCUUGGGGGGCCCCCCAAAAUCACUAUUAAUAUACUUCUUAAUUGUAUUUCAUUUCAACAAUUACUUUGAUAAAAUACAUAUUUUGUUAUGUGCAAAUGGCUUGAGAUACCUAUUAGGUCCAUAAAUGACCAUAUAGGUUAUAAAGGUAAAGGGACCCCUGACCAUUAGGUCUAGUCGUGGCCGACUCUGGGGUUGCGGCGCUCAUCUCGCUUUACUGGCCAAGGGAGCCGGCGUACAGCUUCCGGGUCAUGUGGCCAGCAUGACUAAGCCGCUUCUGGCAAACCAGAGCAGCGCACGGAAACGCCGUUUACCUUCCCACCGGAGCGGUAUCUACUUAUCUACUUGCACUUUGACGUGCUUUCGAACUGCUAGGUGGGCAGGAGCAGGGACCGAGCAACGGGAGCUCACCCCCUCAUUGCGGCGAUUCGAACCGCCGACCUUCUGAUCGGCAAGUCCUAGGCUCUGUGGUUUAACCCACAGCGCCACCCACGUCCCUAUAUAGUCAAUAUAUUCAACACCAAAAACAGGGACAAUUUCUUGUAGAAAGGGCCCCCUUACCUUCAGGAGCUGAGGGCCACAUCAAACCUCAAUCCGGCCCUGGGUGGAGGUGUAGGAGAGGACUGGCCUUCUGGCUCCAGGCCACCCCGUCCCCCUUGAGCCCCCCCACUCCAGGGGUCUGGGGGGGCCGCGUGACACAGCGUGGUCAUCCUGCACAUGAGGUGCCACGUGAUGCCGACAGUGUGAAGGGACCCCCCCUUGCCUGCCUGGCCCAAAGAGUCAGGCUGGGGGGGGGGGGAGUGCACCUCUAGCCGCUGGAUGCGUGACCCAAUCCUAGGAUCCUAGAGCUGUAGAGUUGGGCAGGGACCCCCAGAGGUCAUCUAGUCCAGCCCGCCUGGAAGACAGGAAUCGCAGCUCCAGAAUCCCUGGCAGGCGGCUGCCCAGGCUCCGCAGAAAAGCCUCCAGGGAAGGAGAGUCAAAGGGGGCUCUUCUCUCCCCAUGAAGACCCCACAGCCCUUGGGCAAGAUAUCAGGAGCGUCCUCUGAACAGUACGAUCUGUUUGGCAGUGGGGCUGGCUGUGGGGUGGGGAGGGGGUCACUCUUGCUGGAGGGGGUGAGGCAGAGGGAUUCCCCGGAGGGGCGGAAAUGGCCCCCGGCAAGCGAGGCAGUAGAUGGUUUCCACUGUGCGGCGGGGUGGGCUGGAUGUCCUCUGGGUGCCCUUGCCGCUUUAACAUCCUUUAUUUGCAACAGCAGAGCUCUGGGUGACUCAUUGGAGCCUUUGGGAAGAAGCCAGCCUGUUCCUAGCAGACCCCCGGUGGGCAGGAGGCUGGAUUGGCAGAGCACCCUUGAGCUCCGCAAGUUGCAGAGGGGAUUGGGGCCACUGGCCUGGGCGGUGGAAAAUCCCCACUCACUCAGCCGCCUUGCUCCCUGUGAGGUCACGAGUCUCCCUCUCCCCCAAUUUGGAGGCUCCAACGCAGCUCCUCGGAUGCUGUCCUUGGCUGAAGGUCAGGAAAGCCUAGAGGGGGCCCACGGAGGGCAGGGGGCAGAAGGGGGAGCCCACCUUCCCUCCCCCCAGACCCCCACCCCUCUGACUCAUCUCUGGGGUGCAGGAGAAUUCGGCUGGGCUGCCAGUCACGUCUCUGGGCAGAAGCAGUUCUUUAAUUCUGGAAAAUCAGCUGAAUGGCGGGGGGGCAUUUUGCGGGUGGGCAGGCUUCUGGGAAUAGUGAGGGCAGGGAAUACUGCUGGGGCAGGUGAAAGACAGGGGAGUCCUGAGGCGGGGGGGGCAGCUGGCCACACAUAGCACCCCUCCUUAUUCCUGCCCCCCUGUCAGCCGUGGAGACCCCUGAACUCAGAGGGCCUUGAGCCGCUUGGCACAGCUGCAGAGAAGAGGGAGUGCCUGGGUUGCGCUUGCAAGGGGGGGCCCCCCAUUGUGGCCUUUGCGUGGCUGCUGUGAGGACAGGAUGCUGGUCUGGGGGGGGCACUUUGGCCUGAUCCAGCUGCAGCCAGACGCUUCUUUGCUUCUUCUGCUGCAAGGCCUCAAAUGCCGAUACUCUUGCAAACAAAAUAGGAAGCAGACAUGGCAGCAGCAGCAGCCCCCCCUUCUGCACUUCACAGAAAGCCCCCUCCUCGCUUCUCCGGGGCCCCUAUCCUGACCCUCAGACCGGCACUUCGGCUUUUCUCCUGCUAGGAUCAGGCAAGCUCUAGCAAGCCACCGUGGGCCGUAAUCCCAGGAACUAUGCAUUCGGCAUUCUGUGGCUCAGUGCCCUGCAGGAUCAGUGCCCUCCCGGCUGCGUUGCUCAGCGGCUUCUCCCCCCCCCCUCCAGAAGUCAUUUUCCUCCAUGGUAUUGUUCCCCCCCCCCCAACUCUCCUUUGAACUUGCAGCCUGGAGGCUGGCUGACUCCUCAAAGUUUGCCAGUUGUAGAGGCUAAUCUCCCUCUCUCCCUCCUGCUUAAAUGCUUAAUCUCUCACCGAGUUUCCCAAGCGCUGUGGCUGGUGAUUAAGGAGCCCUUUCCCAAACCUGAGCUUGCUGGGCGGAAGCAAAGCCCUUUGCAAGAUAACUCUGCCCCUGCUGCUUGCUUUGCUAAACCUGAGCUGCUCGAAUGCUGCGCCUCAGGUCUUGCAAUGCACCCGUUGCCUCGGUUUACCCAGAAUUUGUUUAUUUGCUAGCCGACUAAGCAGAAUUUACUAGGGAAUGCGGGUGGCGCUGUGGGUUAAACCACAGAGCCUAGGACUUGCCAAUCAGAAGGUCAGUGGUUUGAAUCCCCGCAACGGGGUGAGCUCCCAUUGUUCGGUCCCAGCUCCUGCCAACCUAGCAGUUCGAAAGCACGUCAAAGUGCAAGUAGAUAAAUAGGUACCACUGUGGCGGAAAGGUAAACGGCGUUUCUGUGCGCUGCUCUGGUUUGCCAGAAGCGGCUUAGUCAUGCUGGCCACAUGACCCGGAAGCUGUACACCGGCUCCCUCGGCCAGUAAAGCGAGAUGAGCGCCGCAACCCCAGAGUUGUCCGUGACUGGACCUAAUGGUCAGGGGUCCCUUUACCUUUACUAAGCAGAAUGUCUCCUUCCUCACUCUUUCUCUUCACAUGGCUCUUUCUUAUUGUAAAAUCACAGGCUCGGCGUUGCCGUGUGGGACAGCUCUUUGCCUUCUUAAAAUACUUUACAAAUAUUGGUCAUGCCUAGAUGAGAAUGUGCAAAUUGGGAGAAUAACAAAGGCCGACAUGUGAGUCUGGUUGAAAUGCGAGUCUUUCUUAUUCUUUUCUGCUCUGCCCCGGGAAGGCUUCCAAGCCACACAGAGGAGCCUUGCUUCUCUUCUGGGGGGGGGAGGAGUCCAAAGAGGGCAGCCUGGCAGUGCCCCCCUCCUGUCCACGCUGACCCUCGUUCCCCCCAGCCUGCCCUUGCAGGUCCAGCUUUGGGGGGCUGAGCUCAGAUUCCAGCCGUGCAUCCUGCAUGUGGGACCCCCACAAAUGAUCCUUCCCCCCCCCCUUGCAGGGGCCUGUGCUGCUCUCUCCCCCCCCCAUUGGACGGAGGUCUGCUGGGCUCCCUCUCCCCAUUUCUGCUCAGGCUACCAGGAGCUAUUUGGGGCUGCAAUUUCACAGCUGGCUCCAUCCUGCUGAGUCCCCACAUUCUGGGAUCUCAGCCGGGCCAGACCGCCUUCCUCCUCCUGGCUUUUAUGGGGGCUUCACUCUGUGGAGGUUUGCAAACAGAGGCUGGGUGGCCUUCAGGCAGGGAUUCUUGAACUGCAGUUCCUGCAUUGCAAGAGGUCAGACUGGAUGAGCCCUGAGGGUCCCUUGCGACUCUGCCAUGCUGUGAUUCUAUGAACUCUUCCCAGGCCCCCUCAACAGGGACACCCCCUUUCUCCUUAAAUGGCCUUCCUCCCCCCCCCCCCCCAGCCUGGGCAUGGAUGGUUCCCUUCCACAGUCUCUGUUGGGAGGCCAAGCGGCCCCCUCUGCAAGCGGAGAGCAAGCAGGGCUGGAUCAGGCCCCUUUUCUGUCCCGUCCCUUUUCAGAGCCCUUGCAAGAUCUCUGGGGUUUCCGUGUGGUUGAGAGGACAUUCUGUGCAGCUGAGCUCAGGAAGCGUUUUGCCUUGCAAACCUGAGCAGAACGUAAGAGAAGCCCGAUGGAACAGGCCAAUGUCACAGUGGCCAACCAGAUGCCCAUUUUGGGAAGCCCACAAGCAGGAUUUGAACACAGGAGCCCUCUCCCCCUCCUGCAGUUCCCAGCAGCUGAGAUUCAGAAGCAUCGCUGCCUCUGAAUAUGGAGACAGCGCAGAGCUAUCCUGGCUAAUAAUAAUAAUAAUAAAUUUAUUAUUUAUACCCCACCCAUCUGGCUGGGUUUCCCAAGCCGCUCUGAGCCAGCAAUAUAAAAACAUGAUAAAAGAUCAAACAUGAAAAACUUCCCUAAACAGGGCUGCCUUCAGAUGCCUUCUAAGAGUCAGAUAGUUGUUUGUCUCCUUGAAGUCUGCUGGGAGGGCGUUCCACAGGGCGGGCGCCACCACCGAGAAGCCCCUCUGCCUGGUUCCCUGUAACCUCACUUCUCGCAAUGAGGGAACCGCCAGAAGGACCUCAGCGCUGGACCUCAGUGUCCGGGCUGAAUGAUGGGGGUGGAGACGCUCCUUCAGGGAUACUGGGCUAUCCAUAGCCCUCUGCUCCUCCAUGAAUUUGUCCAACCCUCUUUUAAAGCCAUUCAAGUUGGUGGCCACCCCAGUCUCCUGUGGGAAGGAGUUCCACUGUCUAACUAUGUGCUGUGAGAAUAACGCCUUUCUUUUCCCGUUCUACAAGUUCUGGUGUAGGAGAAAGAAAGAAGAGCUUUUCUCCACCCCUCCCUCCAGGCGUCAUGUUAUAAACUCCCAUCGCAUCUGCUCCUACUUGCCUCUUCUUUUGACUAAAACGCCCCAAAUUCUGCUUCUCCUGGGCUGGGCAGAUGGCGCCAGCAGAUUCUUCUCCUGGCGACACCCCCCACUGCGCCCUGCACACUCGGAGGCUGCUUUUGGGCGGCUCAGGCUGUGUGCUUUGGCCCGGGCGCUGCUCCUAGGGCGCUUCUCCGAGUCCUCCCAGCCCCCUCGCUGGGAAGGCCUGGCUCCCCGGUGCCAAAAACACUCUGGGCCGUGAAGAUUGGCAGCCGGCACUUGCCUCACUUGGGGUCCUGCCAGAAGACUUUGCUUGCUCCCUCUCCGCCUCCCAGUCCUUGAGACGGGGAGAUUAGCAGCGGCGAAGGUCUGCUGCCUCCCAGAGCUGGGGUGUCUGGAGGAGGGGGUGCCGGCUGGGUCACGCGCUCCUGGGUCCUUGGGCUCAUUCCUCCCUCCCUCUCUCUUCCAGAUCGCCUCGCCUGGGUCAUGGCAGCUGCAGCGGAUCUCCGGCAGCGAGGCCAUCGCUUGGCAGGCUGGUGACGAGCCGGCGCCCGGUUUUGGGAAGGCAGGCUGAGUGGCUGGAGCCGGGUUUCAGCGCAGGGGCCCCUCCCGUGAUGGCCAAGGGACAGUAGAAGCUCCUCGCCCUCCAAGAGGCUCCGGAGAGCCAGCGCGUGGGGACAGCCAUGGCGGUGCUGACGUUUGGCGUGGCCGACUACGCCAUUUUCGUCCUGCUGCUGGUCUUCUCGGCCGGGAUCGGACUCUUCUACGCGCUGAGUGGCGGGAAGCAAAGGACCACGCAGGAGUUCCUGCUGGCCAACCGCAGCAUGGGCUUCUUCCCCGUGGCGCUCUCCCUCCUGGCCACCUUCCAGUCGGCCGUGGCCAUCCUGGGCGUCCCCGCUGAGAUCUACCGCUUCGGCACCGAGUACUGGUUCCUGGGGUGCUCCUACGUCCUGGGGCUCCUCAUCCCGGCUCACGUCUUCAUCCCCGUCUUCUACCGCCUGCGCCUGACCAGCACCUACGAGGUGAGUGGCAACAGGUGGGGAGUUGAGGGUCUCCUGGGAGAUGGGCUGGCCUGGAGAUGGGGUCAGAAUUGGACCCCUGGCCCUCUUCCCUCAGGGUCUGUCUCCCGCUGCAGCCGGCACCGAGGCACAAAGUGUGGUGCUCUUUUGGUGUGGUGGCAUCUACACUGCGGAACUCCCUGCCUCUUGAAAAUCAGGCUUCGUUGCACUCUUUUCGGCACCUGCUAAAAACACACUCUUUUUUAUAUAUAAAUUUAUUUAUUUGGUUUUUCAGUUUAAAAUUUUACAGAGAUGUAUCAGACAUAAAAAAAAGUUUCCAAAGAAUCUCCUGGGCUUCCCUCCUCCCCUUUGUGGGUCCUAUUAUUUAUCAUUUCCUCCUGCAUCUUUUAUGAUAGUCCAAAUCUUUCACAUCUCCAUUGUAUUCAGAAUUCCCCCGGAAACUACAAGUGAUGUUCCAAUCCUAUUAACCAAAUAUUCUCACUUAGACAAGCCUGUUCAGGCGUCUGGAAAGUUGGUCUGUUUUUAUUUUGUUGUCCUUUUAACUUUUUGAAAGUCUUACACUGUUGGUGUUAUUCAUUCUUCUUGCUGACACUUUUAUCACAUUGUCUUCUUGGCAAAACUGAAUUGAGAUAUUUUCUUGGUGGGCGCUGCUGAGUGGAGUCCUGCAAGGAGGCCGGCCGGCUUAGAGCCCCACUGGGAGGCCGGCAGUUGGAGGUUUCUGGCAGUCUCUGGGUCCUCCCCUCCUCUCAAGUGGUGCCUGCAGCUGGGGGAAGCCUAUGGGGACGUGGUGGGUGGGUGGGGGUCAGGAAUGCUGCCCCAGAUGCCCCAGGAGAGCAGGGGGGCUGUGCAGGGGUCCUUGGGCACCAUCUUGUGGGGCUCCUGCCCUCCCACCAACAGGGCAAAGGCUGCACCGGGAAGCCAAGCCAUAUUUGCUCUCUGCCCUACUGACACCCCCAGUUCUCUUUGUCGCCCCACCCAGUACCUGGAGCUGCGGUUCAACAAGGUCGUGAGGGUGUGUGGAACAGCCACCUUCAUCUUCCAGAUGGUGAGUGCAGAAAACCACCCUGGUCUCUCUGCCUCCUCAGUCGUAGGGAAAAGGAGGACUCUCCUUUUUAAGCUUCUGCCUCAAGCUCCCAGUCCUCCUGCUUAAAACUUUCCACGUCUCCCUCCCUCCCUCUCCUUCCUUCCUUCCUUCCUUCCUUCCUUCCUUCCUUCCUUCCUUCCUUCUGUUGCAGGAAUUUAUGUAUAGGUUGGGGGGGGGGUUGCCCCUCCAGCAGAUAUCCUGCACAUGCAGCCCACUACCAAAAUCAGCACAAUCACUUUUGUGACUUUCGUGAUUUAUCCCCACAAAACGCUUCAUCACAGUUUCUUCCUAUCUAUUCAAAGGGCCUUUGCUGCAAGAAACCAAAUGUAAGAAUUCACUGAUAAAUGCAUCUAUGUACUGGCUCACUGGGAAAACUUCAGAAAUUCAUCUAGACCUGUGAGCUCAGCUACUCAGCAGCCCCUCUGCCUGAGGGAUAAUUCCUGGCAUCCUGAUACCUGAGUGCCAGAAAUAACAAACCCAGAUGAAGACAAAAGGGUGUGAUUAACUUGGCUGGGAAACAGGGAAAUAGAAAUAUCUUUUUUUGUUCCACUUGAUGGGUGUUUGGUGGAGGGCAAGGGGAACCAUGGGGCAGGGUCCAGGAUGCUCAGAUUCCUGCCACCAGACCUCCCCUUUCAUGAUGUACCCAUGAUGUAGUUUGGGGGGGUGUAACAUGGGGAUUAGCAGCUAAUAAAAGUUUGGGGGCUCUUUUGUUUGGGGCUACCAUCCUGUUUCACCUGGUGGCAGGUGGGAGUCCUGUUGCGACAGUCUUCAAUAAAGACCAAGCCGACUGGCUGCUGUUUUGCUCUGGUAUUCCUGGCUGGUGGCCUUGGUUUUUGUCCAAGGGAGCACUCAGAUUUCUCCGUUAACAGUUCCUUCCUUCCUUCCUUCCUUCCUUCCUUCCUUCCUUCUUUCCUUCUUUCUUGCCUUUCUCUUCCUCCUUCCCUCCCUCCUUCUGCUUCCUUCUCUCCCCCCCCCAUGCUGUCUCCCCCGUCCUUCCCUCUCAUUCUUCCUGCCUCGGCUGUGGCGCUCAGUGGUUGGCGCAGAGCAGGUCCUUCUCUCUCAGCCUCCCUCCCUCACAGGGCUGUUGUUGGGCAGGUGGGGGAGGGAGGGAGACCCAGAGACCUGGGGAGGGGGAUCAAGGUCACGAUUCUCCUCUGGAGUCAGCUCCCCCCCCCCGGCAUGUGGGGUUGUUGUCAGUUGUACGCUGCCUCAUCCUCCGAUCUCGGGGUGGCUCACAAGCCAAAAAGGCCCUGUGGGGUCCACUUCACAGUGGGUCUGCCUUUCUCCCCACAGGUGGUGUACAUGGGGGUCGUCCUCUACACCCCAGCGCUGGCUCUCAAUGCAGGUGAGGAAGUGGACCUGAUCCUGGGGGGCAAGGCUUUUCCGCACUGCAGCUGGAGCAUUUUGGGUGGUCUGGGGGCAGGGAAAGUGGGUAGUCUGGACCCAGCCCCCUCUUGGCUGGCCCAGGGGGUGGGAGCCAGGCCUCCGGGGAAGGGGGGGUCUGAUGCUGAGCUGCUGCUCUCGAGGGGCAGGCGCUCGGCCGCUGGGCCCCUCUCUGAGGACUCUUCCUUGCUUGCAGUGACCAACUUUGACCUCUGGGCAUCUGUGCUGACCAUUGGGCUGGUCUGCACCCUCUACACCGCCCUGGUGAGUAGGGACCCCGCAAGGGGCAAGGGGGCAGCCUGAGCCCCCCCAGAGAUUCUGGGCUGCAGGAGGUUGUGGGCUCCACGGGGCCCCCAAAGAGGGCAAAUUCUUAACCACCAGCCAUAAACAGAGUGGCCCCUAAUUGGGGGUUGGCUAAAUGUCCCUUGGUAGUCCCAGCUCCCCAAGUCUAUGAUUCUGGGGUGGGGCUGGAGGGUCUGGUGCCCCUGGGAAAGUCUAGAUUGGUGGCUUCUGGCCCCCUUGUUCCCAUAAGACCAUCCCCAGUACCCCUCACCCUAUAAAGUGCAUUGCAGUGUCUAGAUGGACAGGUUAUAAAUUAUUAUUAUUUAUACCCCGCCCAUCUGGCUGAGUUUCCCCAGCCACUCUGGGGAAUAUUUAUUAAUUAUUAUUAUUAUCAUUAUUAUUAGCAGUUUGCACUCCCCACUAAGGAAGAGAACGACACGAGAAAAUCCUAGACAGCGACAAUUAAUUCCGUGCUUAUUCAAAAUCCCAUUUAAACCACAGAAUGGCUGGACUUGAUCCAGGGAAGCCUGAUAUUCAGGGACCCCCUCAGAGCCCCCGUCAAAAUCCCAUUGCCCACCCACCAGGGGGCAGGACCGCCCACUGUGGAAACCGUGGGACAGUGCGAUCGCCCCGAAUGUUGCCCCCCGUUAACCGCCCCCUCCUUCCCUUUGCAGGGCGGCCUCAAAGCCGUGAUCUGGACGGACGUUUUCCAGACCUUUGUCAUGUUUGCCGGCCAGGUGGCCGUGAUUGUGGUGGGCACUGUCAAAGUGGGCGGCAUGGGGCGCGUCUGGCAGCUGGCAGCAGAGAAGGGCAAGGUGUCCGGCAUCGAGUAAGUCGGGGGGGGCAGGAGGGGCGGGGGGGCUGGUCCUUCCGUCUGCUGCCCCGCGGGAUGGGCCCAGCAGAACCCAGAAUCGGGGCCCCGGGGCCCCUGGCCUUAGAGCCACGGGUGCAGAUCCUUCCCUUUGCACUACACCUCUGCACAAGGAAAGCCCACGGGGAAAGGAUCUGGGGGUCUUGGUGGACUCCAAGCUGAACCCGAGCCCAGAGGGUGAUGCAGCAGCAAAAAAGACCAGUGCUGUUCCAGGCUGCAUCUGCAGAAGUCGAGGGUCCGAGUCAAGGGAAAUCAUAGUCCCACUUGAUUCUGGAAUAUCGUGUCCAGUUCUGGGCACCACAAUUUAUAUUGGAUAUUGACAAGCUGGGAGGUGGGCAGAGGAGGGAGAGCAAGAUGAUGCAAGGUCUGGAAACCGAGCCUGAUGAGGAGCAGUUGAAGGAGCUGGGUAUGUUUAGCCUGGAAAAGAGGAGACUGAGAAGAGCUAGGGUAAAGGUAAAGGGACCCCUGACCAUUAGGUCCAGUUGCGGACGACUCUGGGGUUGUGGUGCUCAUCUCGCUUUAUUGGCCGAGGGAGCCAGCGUACAGAUUCCGGGUCAUGUGGCCAGCAGGAGUAAGCCGCUUCUGGUGAACCAGAGCAGCGCACGGAAACGCUGUUUACCUUCCCGCCGGAGCGGUAGCUAUUUAUCUACUUGCAUUUUGACGUGCUUUCGAACUUCUAGGUUGGCAGGAGCAGGGACCGAGCAACGGGAGCUCACCCCGUCAUUGCGGGGAUCCAAACCGCCGACCUUCUGAUCGGCAAGCCCUAACCAACACGCCUGCUAUCCAAGCUAUCCCAGCCUGCUUAGCCCCCUAAAAACUCUAAUACCCCAUUUUUAAAAUACAAUAUACUCCCACAGAGACUCCUUACACUGCGUUUAAAACCAAAAUUGCAUUUGGAUAGAAACUGUUUCUCAGGCAGCCAGUCCUAGUCUUUAUAACCCUGUACCUUCUCAAGGGCUAUCACAUGGAAGAUGGAGCAAGCUUGUUUUCUCCUGCUCUGGGGGCAGGACUCGAACCCAUGGCUUCAAGUGACAAGAAGGGAGAUUCUGACUAACAUCAGGAGUAACUUGCUGGGGGAAGGGACUCCCUUGGAAGGAGCUGGCGGACUCCCUUUCCUUGGAGGUUGGAUGGCCAACAGCCAGAGAUUCUUGAGCUGUGAUUCCUGCAUUUGGGGGUUUGGGGUUGGUCUAGAUGACCCUUGGGGUUCCCUCCCCCCUCGACCAUUCUCUGCUCCCCUUCCCUCCCCAGCCUGAACCCCGACCCUUACGAGCGCCACACCUUCUGGACCCUGGCCUUUGGGGGCGUCUUCAUGAUGCUGUCUCUCUACGGGGUGAACCAGUCCCAGGUCCAGCGAUACCUCAGCUCUCGCUCGGAGCGGCAGGCCGUGCUGUGAGUGGGGCGCCGUGGGGCGGGGCGGGGCGCUUGGGAGACGUGGGGCUGAGGUGACCCCGUCCAGAAGCAGGAAGGGGGCAGCUGGGAGGAGGCUGGGGGUUGGCCUGAGGAUGUCCUGGGAGAGAGAGAGAGAGCUAUGGGGGGCUUCUCUCUGGGGGGCCUGACCCCUUUUCCUGUGGAGCGUCUGCCUGGCUGCUGGGCCAGAGCUGCCUCCUUUGGCCUGAUCCAGCAGCCUCUUCGGGUGCCCUUGUGGAGCCUCCAGCUCCAGUGGCAGUCUAUCUGGAUUCUAUGGGGCCUUUUGGGGGAGAACAGGAUGCUGGGCCUGAUCCGGCGGCCCAAUCCUCCCUCCCUCUUUCUCUCCCCCCCUCCAGGUCUUGCUACGCCGUCUUCCCCUGCCAGCAGGUGGUCCUCUGCCUCAGUUGCCUCACCGGCCUGGUGAUGUUUGCUUACUACCAGGAGCAUGAGCUGAGUGCGGAGCAGAGCAGUGCCUCCUCCGAUCAGGUGGGUCAGGCGCUUGCUUACACUCCCCCCAUAAAAUCCCAGAGAGGCAUUGCGGCUGCCGGUCAGUGCAGGCAAUACUGUUACACAAAAAUUGGAGUGGGCUUUUGCCGCCCAGCUCCCCAUCCAGGGACCCAGGACCCCCCAUGUGCGUUAUUGAUCAGAGAAGAAUGCGUGGGGUCUCUGUCCCAGCAGCUGCCCCAGAUGAUCUUCACGGGCCAGCUCCUGUUGGGGGGGCAACUGCCCUCCUUGAGUUGCCCCCUGAUUUGCAUUCCCCCCCCCCCACUUUGCAAGCCUCUACUUUGUUGUUGUUUUUUAAAAAUUAUUAUUAUUAUUAUUGAAAUUUCCCAACAAAAUUUACCAUAAUCAAUACUAAAAACAAAAACACAAAUUGUAUUUAAUAAUAAUAAUAAUUAUUAUUAUUAUUUAUACCCCGCCCAUCUGGCUGGGUUUCCCCAGCCACUUUUACAUGUCUAUUCCCGUCUCCCAACUUCCCUUUCUGGUUUAUCACUUAUUCAUUUCUUCUGUGUGUAAUUUUCCAUACCUUAUAUAUUGAAAUUGAAAUCAUACUUUAUUGACAUAUUCUUAACAUUUUACCCUCAUAUUUAUGUUUUCUGUUUAUAUUUGUCCAUUGUAAAUGUAUUACUCGAAUCCUGCAAGUGAGUUCAUUUCAGUAUGUUAUUUCUGUAUGUACAUCAUCAAAGGUUCCCAAUCUUUCUUAAAGUCCUUAUUGUCCUUAUCUUUGAGUCUUUUGAGUCAAUCCACUUUGCCAUUUCUGCGUAUUCCAUCCACUUUUCUUGCCAUUGUUCUUUCAUCGCUUUUCCAUCUUUGAGCUAAUAAAACACUGGCUGCUGUUGUCACCUAUGUCAAUAAAUUCUUCUUGUCUUUUGGUCACUCUGGCAGAUGGUCCUCUACUUUGUGAUGGACGUCCUGCAGGGAGUGCCCGGCCUCCCCGGCCUCUUUGUGGCUUGCCUCUUCAGCGGCUCCCUCAGGUGAGCUCAGCAGGCAGCCAGCCCUUCCUUCACUGGGGAUCUUGAGGACUAGAACCCUUCAUUCUGCCCAGAGAGGGACCAGAGCGCAGGGCUUGGCACGCAGGCUCUGCCAGGUUCGGUCACUGCCGGCAGCAUCUCCAGGGAGGGCUGGGGGAAAAGCCCCGGAGGGCUGCUGCUGCCGGCCAGUGUUGACAUUACGUGAGGCCUAGGACCCACGUACCUAUGGGACCUCCUCUCCUGGUCUGCCCCGCGGAAGACCUUAUGGUCCACAAAUAACAACACCUUUGGUGGCCUCAAGGAGGUUAGAUUGAUCUCAACUAGGGCCAGGGCCUUUUCAGUGCUGGUCCCAACUUGGCGGAACGCUCUGUCCCAAGAGACCAGGGCCCUGCGGGACUUGACAUCUUUCCGCAGCGCCUGCAAGACAGAGCUGUUCCGCCUGGCCUUUGGUUUGGACUCAGUCUGACCCUUGUGUUUCCCUCCCCUUAUGGUCUUGAUCUAUGGUCUAUUUUAAAAUGAGGCUGUAUUUUAAAUUGGUUUUUUUUUCCCCCUUCUCUUUCCCCCCUAUUAUGUUUCUAUUGUGAUUUUAUUGGUGUUAGCCGCCAUGACCCGGCUCUGGGGAGGGCGGGGUUUAAAUAAAAUUAUUAUUAGUAUUAUUAUUAUUAUUAUUACUAUUACUAUUACGGAGCCUGUGUUCCUGCUUAGAUCUUCCUUCGGAAACAUGAGGACUAGAGCCUUGUGUUUAUUUCCAGGGAAGUGCAUUGCGUCUCCCGGGAGGGCUCUGCCCAAGGGGCUUUUUCUGCCCCCUUCCCUUCGCCUGACCCCCCCCCCCCCGCCUCUUCUCUCGGCAGCACCAUCUCCUCCGCCUUCAACUCCCUGGCCACCGUGACCAUGGAGGACCUGAUCCGCCCUUACGUGGCCAGCAUCCCCGAAGGACGGGCCACGCUCUACUCCAAGCUGCUGGGUGAGCUGCCCCUGGGGGAGGGGGUUGGGGGGCAGGCAGCAGCGUCCCAGUGCCCCCAGCUCCAGGGCUCCGGCCACACUGCCCAGGGGUGCCUCUCCCUCUGACUGGACCCCCUUCUCCCCCCAGCUCUGGCCUACGGACUCCUCUGCCUGGGCAUGGCUUACGUCUCCUCCAUGAUGGGUUCGGUGCUGCAGGUAAGGGGUCAGUAGAGGGGGCGGCUGGGGAGGGAAGAGCUGGAUUUGGAGGUGGUCACAUUGAUUUUUUAAAAUAAUAAUUGGGCUUUGGUCUGGAUGACCUUUGGGGGUCCCAACUCUACGGUUCUCUGAUUCUCUCCCCCCUUAGGCUGCCAUCAGCAUCUUUGGCAUGAUGGGGGGCCCUCUGCUGGGAGUCUUCUGCCUGGGCAUGUUCUUUCCUUGUGCCAAUUCCGUGGUGAGUAUUGCUGUUUAUUUUUUGGGGGGGGGGUUGUUAGGAGCUGUUGUUCCCUCACCCCUCUUUCUUUGGGGUCAGGAGCCUUCCCUUCCUCUUCCCACGCUCCAAAGGGAGCAGCCAGGGUUGCAAAUGGCAGAAUAGCUGGUGGGGGUUUUUUGUGGGGGUGGCUUUUUUAAUUUUUUUUUUAUUCAAAGUUAUAACAAAACAUAUUUUCCAAAAACACAUCCUUAUUCCCCCCCAUUUUUCCUCCCCCCUCCCCCCACAAAACCCACCCCCCACCCCGCCCCCCGACUUCCCUCAGUUCCAGUCUUUGGUUUCUCCAAUAAUGCUAUUUUCUGCAUGUUACAGAGUUGUAUAGAUCCUCCAACUGUUUAGCUAAUUAUUAUCAGUUUAAAAAAUUUGUGGAUGUUUAUUCAAAACCUGCCAAGGAGUCCAGUUCGCUUUGUUGCGUCUUCAAAUACUUUGUGAAAGGUUCCAAUUCAUCCUUAAAGUCACAGUUAUCCUUGUCCCGUAGCUUAUAUGUCAGUUUUGCCAGUUCUGCAUAGUCCAUCAAUUUUUCUUGCCAUGAUUCUUUAGUUGGGAUUUCUUCAGUCUUCCAUCCUUGUGCUACCAGAACUCUCGCGACCGUUGUCGCAUACAUGAAGAUGUUUUUCAACUUUUUUGGCAGGUCUUUCCCUACAAUCCCCAACAAAAAUGCCUCGGUUUUUAAACAAAUGUUAAAUGGAACAUUUUCUUCAGUUCAUUGUAUAUCAUUUCCCAAAUUUUUUAAAUUACUUUACAAUCCCACCACAUAUGAUAAAAUGUUCCCUCCUUUUCCUUACACUUCCAACAUAUGUUUGAACUGGUUUUGUAAUGGGGGCCUAGCUUGCAAUGGGGGGUCAGGAUCCCCUUAAUACUCUCUUCCUCUCAAUGGGAUAUUGGCUCUGCCCAAGGGAGGAUGGAGAGCAGCCGCAGCAGCAGCUGGGAAUACGCAGACAUAACAUUUUACAAGGACAGAAUAGUCGUCACACACAGGAGGAAUAAGGAUAUUGUUUGAAUCCUUCACCUAUGGGUUUAUAAACCAUUUAAUGUGUCUAGACGAAUGGAUGUCGUUAAUAUUGCAGUUGUUGUAUAAGGGAUUGCUAUUUUGACUGGAACGUAAUUGAGAUGAACAAGAUUUUGGGACUCAGAAACAAAGCAACGUCAUCAAACCAUCAAUUCCAGCAUGCGGGGGGGGGGGGCACCUAAAUUAUAUAAUUUGGCAUCUGAAUGGUUGGGAUUAUUUGUCAUUGUAUUAUAAUUUGGCACUGUUACAAUGAGGCUGCCAUUGGAUUAUUGUAAUUGAAAACUAAUAAAAAUUAUUGUCAAAAAAACACCUUCAAUUAUUAUUAUUCCCAGCAGAUGUCAAGGCAAUAAACAACUACGGUAUUUUACUUUUAAAAGACAACUGAAGGUGGCCCUGUUUAGGGACGUUUUUAAUGUCUGACACUGUGUUGUUUUUAAUACUUGGUUGGAAGCCGUCCAGAGUGGCUGGGGAAACCCAGUCAGAUGGGUGGGGUAUAAAUAAUAAAUUAUUAUUGAUUAUUAUUAUUACUCUCUUCCUCAGGGGGCCGUCGCUGGCUUGGCUGCCGGGCUGGCCAUGGCGUUUUGGGUGGGCAUCGGGAGCUGGGUGGCCAACCAGGUGUUUGUGCCCCCCGGGACUGGCGCCCCCCCACUGGACGGAAACCUCACAACGGCCGUCAUGUCGACGCUGCAGACCUUGACGGCGACCCCACAGAGGUAAUGGGGAGGGGGGCCGGGGGACCCCAGGAUGUGUGUGUGUUUAGUAGAGCUGACUAUUAUUUAUGGCAUUCCUAUCCCACCCUUUUCCCCAAGGAGGCAUCCAUGCUUCUCCGCGCUCAUUUAACCCCCACAACGACCCUGCGAGGUAGACCAGGCAGAGAGAGGCAGGGAAGGAGGGGGGGGAUGUGAGCCCAUUUAACCCCUGCAUCUCCCCUGCCCAGAGAGGAGGCGUGUGGGGUUGGGCUCCUGUUCCCAGGAUGCCUUCCCCAUGUUUGCUUAUAACCUGAACGCUGCUGGAAAGAGAGGUUUGGUUGCCCAGAGCGAUGGGGCUGUGGGUCACAAGGGAUUCUGGGAUGCUGCUCUGGACUCUGGGCUCCCUGUGCUGCGGGCGGGAACUGAGCACCCAAAGCCCCCUGCCCAGAUCCCAGCGUGGGUCCGUCUCUGGGCAAUUUGUGGUUAUUUUGCUGGGGGAAUGCCUCCUCCGUCUGCCCCAGGAUUUCCUCCUCCUCCUUUUCCUCUCUUACCUCCAAGCUCUCAUCCUGCCAUUUCCUUCCAGAACUGUAGAAUUGGAAGGGACCCCUGAGGGUCAUCCAGCCCAACCCCCUGCAAUGCAUGGUUCAGGCAUCCCUGGCAGGCAGCCCCCCCCCCCAGGAAGGAGAGCCCACCGCCUUCCGAGGGAGUUGGUCCCACUGCCCAACGGCUCCUGUGCUCGGAUAUUCCUUCCGAGUGUGGAGUCAGAAUCUCCUUUCUUGCCCCGUGAAGCCGUUGGGUCGGAUCCUUCCCUUUGGAGCGGCAGAAGACAGGCAGGCUCAUCAACAGGCGAGGGGGGCAAGCCGCAUUCGCAAUAUGGGGGGGCAGCGCUGGCCAACCCUAGAGGGUUGUUGUAAGGACGGCUCUGCUGGGUCUGGCCCGGCGGUUGGCUUCCCCAGCGGCCCCCUGGGAGACCCCCCAGACCCCCUCCCAUGCGCUCUGGGGGCAUUUUCCCAGUCUCUGCUGCCCCCUUUGUGGAAGCCCCUCGUUCCCCACAACUGGGGCAGGCAGCUGCAUCUUUCUUUGAUAGAUUUUAUUAAAGUUUGAAAGAAGAUUUAUGAAGGUUAAUUUCCAAUAUCCAAAGGUUAAAGAUACUGAUGUAAAUAAAGACUCAAAGCAGAAGAAGGGAGGAGGGAGAGAAGAAAAGAAAAAAGGAGAACUUUCUGUGCUUUGUAGAAAAUUAUUCAAAACACUCCCUUCAAGAUAAACACCUUUCUGCCUUUUGCCGCAGGGUCACGGGGCUGCGCAAGUUCUACAACCUGUCGUACUUGUGGUACAGCGCACACAACUCGACCACCGUCAUUGUCGUGGGACUGCUGGUCAGUCUCCUCACAGGUAGGUCGGGAGCGCGGGUGGCGCUCGAUUUCGUGGUCGCCCCACAAAGCUAAGUAUUGGACGAUUCGGAACGGAGGAAAUUUGAAAGGACUUCUUUGUGCGGCUUGUCAUUAACCUGCGGAACUCCCUCCCUCAGGAGGCAAUGAUGGCCGCCAACGUGGAUGGUUUUAAAACGGGAUCAGACAGAUUCAUGGAGGGGAAGAGGGCGAUUGAUGGCUCCCCGCCAAGAUGGCUCUGCUCUGCCGCCAAAGUCAGAGGCAGCAAUGCUUGUGAAUCUCAGUUGCUGGAAACCACAGGAGGGGAGAGCGAUAAGCAGUAAGGUCCCGGGCCCUAAGGAAGUUAGAUUAGCCUCAACCAGAGCCAGGGCCUUUUCAACGCUGGCUCCGGCCUGGUGGAACGCUCUGCCUCAUGAGACCAGGGCCCUGCAGGAUCUGAUUUCUUUCCACAGGGCCUGUAAGACAGAGUUAUUCCGCCUGAUCCCCUUCCCCUCUUUCCUUUUUCCUUUCUCCUUCUGUGAUGGAACUCCUAUUUGGGGACUUGCCUGGCUUUUUUCUGGCCCACGUAGGACCAGGCUGGAUAGUUGGCCUUGGUGAAGACUUGACGUUUUCAUCCCCAAAAAGUUUUUGAUUUGAGUUUCUACUGAAAUGAGGCUGCAUUUUUAUGUUUUAAUGUUGCAUUUUAAUCUUGUUUUUAAGCUGUAUUUCAAUCAAUUGUUUUAAUAUUUGGUGUUAGCUGCCCUGAGCCAGGUCUUGGCUGGGGAGGGCGGGGUAUAAAUAAAAAUGAUGAUGAUGAUGAUGAUGAUGAUGAUGAUGCUCGAAUCCUGCUUGCGGGUUUCCCAUAAUGGGCACCUAGCUGACCACUGUGAGAACAGGAGGCUGGGCCUGAUGGGACCUUCAGAGGCUCUUGCGACUGGAGGAGCAGAGCUGGCCCAAGUCAGAAGAGGCCAAGGGGGCAGGUGCUGGGGUCUGGGUGCGUAUUCUGCGCCCAGCAAGCCAGGGUGCAAAGCCUCUGCCCCCCUUGCCAUUGCAGACUAGGGGCCUUCAGCAGAAGGGGGGUGGAAUCCUUAUUUCAUUCCUCUUAGAAGCUUCCACCAGCAUUUUAUAGUGUGGGGGGGUGUUCAAUAAUAAUAAUAAUUUAUUAUUUGUACCCCCCCGUCCAUCUGGCUGGGUUUCCCCAGCUACUCUGGGCGGCUUCCAACAAAGAUUAAAAAUACAUUAAAAUGUCACACACUAAAAACUUCCCUACACAGGGCUGCCUUCAGAUGUCUUCUAAAUGUCAGGUAGUUGUUUUUUUCUUUGACAUCUGGUGGGAGGGCGUUCCACAGGUGGGUGCCACCACCGUGAAGGCCCUCUAAUAAAUGUAUAAAAUCAAGCCUCAGUAAUGUAUAAAAUCAGCCUGGAGUUGGGGGCAUGGAAGGCAGAAGGGUGAGGGGGGGUGCCGGCGGGUUCCUUCCAGCCAGCACCCUCUGUGCGCCUUCGCUGUGCCUUGGCAUUCUGCCUGGCACCUGGCUCAUGCCACACUGCGGGUGCCUAGGAGGCCAAGCAGGGCUGCCUCUCCCGGCCCCAUCAGGAGGGGGCGUGACGCUGCCGGAACCCAGUAACGCUGCCUUCUUCCCCCCCAGGCCCCACGCGGGGGGGCGACGUGGACCCCCGUACCAUCUUCCCCGUGCUGCCCCGCCUGUUCUGCUGCUUGCCGGCGAGGUACCGAGAGAAGCUGCGCUGCGGGGUCAGCAGCCCCCGAGAGGUGAGGUCUUCUGCGUGCGCCUUGAGGGGGGGGAGUUCUGGGAGGGGGCAGGCUGGGCAAGGCGACCUCCCAUGCGCUUUGGAGCCCUGAGGAAGCGCGGCGAGGGGGGUUGGAGCAAAAAAAGAGGGGUUGUGAGGAGCUCCAGAAAGACCCCCCCCCAAACUGAGAAAGGGGCGCUAAAGCAGCAAAUGCGAAGAAGGGUAAGCGAGGGGGAAGUUUAGUGUCCUCAGAAAAGGGGGGGCUGCAGGCUCCUGUCCUGGGACCGUUGUUGUUCAGCGUCUUUCUAAAUGACUUGGGUGGUGCUGUGGGUUAAACCACAGAGCCUAGAACUUGCCGAUCGGAAGGUCGGCGGUUCGAAUCCCCAUGACGGGGUGAGCUCCCGUUGCUCGGUCCCUGCUCCUGCCAACCUAGCAGUUCAAAAGCAUAUCAAAGUGCAAGUAGAUAAAUAGGUACCACUCCGCUGGGAAGGUAAACGGCGUUUCCGUGCACUGCUCUGGUUCGCCAGAAGCGGCUUAGUCCUGCUGGCCACAUGACCCGGAAGCUGUACGCCGGCUCCCUCGGCCAAUAAAGAGAGAUGAGCGCCGCAACCCCAGAGUCGGCCAUGACUGGACCUAAUGGUCCUAAGUGGGACCUAAAUGGUCCCUUUACCUUUUAAAUGACUUGGAUGAAGGAAUCGAGGGGAUCCUCGCCCAAUUUGCAGAUGGGGUAGCUGAUGCCACAGAAGUCAGAAUCAGAAUUCAAAAGGACCGUAAUGGACUGGAGAACUGGGCGCAAGCUAACAGAAUGAAUUUCAAUAGCAAGAAAGGUUCUGCAUUUAGACAGGAAGAACCAGAUGCACAAAUAUAAGGUUAUUAUGAUUAUUAGAUUUAUAUAUCGCCCCUCGUGACAAAAUCUCAGGGCAGUUCACAAGGUGAGGGACACCUGGCUUGUGAAAAGGAUCUGGGGGUCUUAGUAGACCACAAGCUGAACAUGAGUCAACCAUGUGAUGCAGCAGCAAAAAUGGCUAAUGCUAUUCUAGGCUGCAUCCACAGAAGUCUAGUGUCCAAAUCAAGGGAAGGAAUAGUCCCACUCUAUUCUGCCUUGGUCAGACCCCCACCUAGGAUCCUGUGUCCACUUCUGGACAUCACAAUUUGAGAAGGAUGUUGACAAGCUGGAAGGUGGGCAGAGGAGGGCAGCUAAGAUGAUGAAGGGUCUGGAAACCAAGCCAUAUGAGGAAUGGUUGAAGGAGUUGGGUAUGUUUAGCCUGGAAAAGAGGAGAGGAGAUAGGAGAGCCAUCUUCCAAUAUUUCAAGGGCGGCCACAUGGAAGAGGGAGCAAAUUUGUUUUCUCCAGCUCUGGAGAGCAGGACUUGAACCCAUGGCUUCAAGUGACAAGAAAGGAGAUUCUGACUCAACAUCAGGAAGAGCUUUCUGACCAUAAGAGCUGGGACUCAGUUUCAUUGGAGCUUUUGAAGCAGAGGUUGGAUGGCUGUAUGUCAUGGAUGCUUGAGCCGAGAUUCCUGCCUUGCAAGGGGCUGGACUAGAUGGCGCUUGAGGUCCCUUCGAACUUUAAAAUUCUGUGGUUCCAAGUGAUGCAGAUGGUUCUGCUGGUAAAGAAAAACCGCAUCCCUGCAGAGCUGGAGUUUGACUUGUGCCCUCUCUCUCUCUCUGCCCAGGAUGGAAACUGCUCAGAGCCGGUUCCCCUGACUGUGGAGAAGACCAGCAACGGGCUGCUGAACGGUCUGCCGGAGGGGCUGCCCCUUGGGGGGGGCGAUGAGGGAGAGGAGCCCCCCGGGGAGGGGGCGGCCCGGCCAGGCGGGAGCCACAGCUACAUCCUGCGGGAGACAGCCCUCUGAGCGGGACGGCGGGAGCGUCUGCGGGGCUUGGCUCUGUCCCGAGAGAGGACACCCCCCAGGGAGAAGGGGGUCUCGGACCCUCCUUGGGCCGCUCUGCCUGGAUCCUGGAUGAGCACUGGAGGGGGGUCAGGCCAGACCCCACGCCUGGGUGAUGGAGCAGCCCUUUCCGGGGUCCCUCCUGCCAUACUGCGAAUGUGCCAAUCUCUUAAGUGGGGGUGGGGGGCUGCUGCCCCCCGUAACUCAAGCACACUGGGCAAGGCAGGAGUGUCUGUCCUCCUGCCACCCAAACGCCCUCAGAGCCCUCCAGCCCACCCACCUGAGGCCUCACCAAAGAAGCCCCCCUGGACCUUCAGUGGGGUGGGGGGCGACCUUCUCAUUCCAUUCCCCCCUCCAGCAGCCCUUCCACCAAGUGUGGGGGGGGAGCGCAGACAUUCCUCCAUCUCAGUGACUCCCUUGACGACAGCCCCCCCGUCCGCUUGUGGGCCUCGUCAUCCCCGCUCCUUUUCUGUUUUCUGUACCCUGUGUUGCACUUCCUCUGAGCGGUUCUGUUUCCUUGCCUUUCUGACGAUGCUCAGAGCAGGAUUUUGGCUGCUGUUAAUAAAAACGGUUCUUGUU
Messenger RNA from Podarcis lilfordi (Lilford's wall lizard), 22144 nucleotides. The record is from the annotation of a GenBank genome assembly. Lineage: Eukaryota; Metazoa; Chordata; Lepidosauria; Squamata; Lacertidae.